AUGGAUUAUGAUGGUAGUGGAAGCUCAGACAAUGAACAACAUACUUUGGUAGACGCUAAGAAAAGAGAGAAUAAGAUUUGUCAUCGCCACACUCCUCAACAGAUCCAGAAACUUGAAGGUUAUUUCAAAGAAUGUCCUAAUCCGGGGGAAUCACAGCGACGCAAGUUAUGCAAAGAGCUGAAUCUCGAUCAGGACCAGAUCAAAUAUUGGUUUCAGAACAAAAGAACUCAAAGAAAAGCUCAAGAUGAAAGAUCUUCUAACAUAUUACUUCAUGGUGAAAACAAUAAGAUCCGAUGUGAGAAUGAAGCAAUGCUAGAUGUUUUAAAGAAUGUGCUUUGUCCAGCUUGUGGAGGUCCUUCUUUUGGUAGAGACAAACGCGAGCGCAAUCUCCAAAAACUGCGUUUGGAAAACGCCAUCCUCAAAGAUAUG
Messenger RNA from Thlaspi arvense, 429 nucleotides. The record is from the annotation of a GenBank genome assembly. NCBI's taxonomy places the organism in Eukaryota, Viridiplantae, Streptophyta, Magnoliopsida, Brassicales, Brassicaceae.